Messenger RNA from Anthostomella pinea, 1566 nucleotides. The record is from the annotation of a GenBank genome assembly. NCBI's taxonomy places the organism in Eukaryota, Fungi, Ascomycota, Sordariomycetes, Xylariales, Xylariaceae.
AUGCCUCCCAACAAGAGUAUCACGAAGACCAAGAAGCCCGGCACGGCAGAGAGAAGUCUCGCCAAAGCCGUGGCCAGACACCAUGAGGCCAGAGGACCGACUCCCGGGCAGCGCCGCAUUAUGAAUGCAGAGGCCGACGCCCGUAGAGCGCGCAUCCGCCGUGCCCAGAAGCUGGAGCUGGAGAUCCACCCCAACGACGCCCAGCUCGUCCUCGCCAUCACGCAGACGCGCAAGCGGUCCGCCAACCCAGCCUACGACGACCGCGCCAACAAGCGAGCCAAGAUCGUCAACGCCGCGACGGGCGAGCGCAAGGAAGUCGCAGUCGCGCGCCCCUGGGAGCUGAACCGCGCGCUCGAGCAGCCGCCCGACCCCUUCGACCUGGGCAUCGGCUUCUCGGCCCCCACGACGAACCCCAUCACCGCGCUGGGCCUCAUGGGCCGGGUUCCCGUCGAGAUCCGCGACGAGAUCCUCCGCCACCUCCUGGUGUCGCCGCGCGGCAUCCGCGUGCUGCGCGGCUGGUCGCUCGUCUACCCCCGCAACAAGCCGCAGCUGCACCCCGCCGUCAUGCACACGUGCCACGUGCUGCGCAACCAGGGCCUGCACAUCCUGUACGGCGAGAACACGUUCGUCUACGACCUGCGCGACCCGCUGGACUCCAAGCCCGCGACGCACCAGGUCGUGGGCGGCGUGUUCGAGAAGUGUGUCGUGCCCAUCAACCAGCACGGCCACCUGAUCCGCCACAUCAAGAUCCGCGUCGAGGCGAACCGCCUGAUCCCCCGCGACACGCGACGCAGCUUCGAGCUGGCGAUCCGCAAGUUCCUGCCCGACGGGGGACUGGUCGCCGCCGCAAGCCUGCACACGCUGACGCUCGAGGUGCCCGCGCCGUGCAUGCGCGACCUGCGCUGGACGAACUGGAGGAACGAGCCUUCCAGGGUGCCGAUCCGCGAGUGGUUCGACAAGAGCUCGAGCGCGAUGCAGGCCCUGCACGAGCUGCAGGUGCAGUGGAUCCGCGUCGUGGCCACCGACCGCGACGACCGCGAGUGGGAGACCAGGAUCGACCUGCGCUACACCGCCAAGCAGAAGAGCAUGCAGCAGGACGCCGACCACAACGAUUACUGGUCCUCCUCUGACGACGGCAAGGCCGAACAGGCCGUGCCCAACGCGAGCGACUUCCGCUGCAUCAACCAGGCCUUCGUCGACAACGUCAAGAAGGCCCGAAACCACCUGCGAUCGCUGCCCUGGCGCCUCGAGGGCCUGACUAUCGAUCCCCUCAAGGCCGUCGGUCAGCUGGGGCUGUGGAAGGAGAUCGUCCGAUCGCCUGAGGAUGAGGAGGUCGACGCUGCGACGGAGCAUAUGUCGUUGCCGUCUAACUGGCGCGACACGCCCGGACCGCGACGUGCAUCGCGAGCCUCACCGCGAUCAUCACCGCGCCGGGAGGUUCUGUCCUCGCCUCGCACUCGCACUCGGCGCUCCCAGCAACUUGAGAUGACGGAGGACUGGCUGGAGAGCGUCGAACAGAGCCUGGAACAGGACGAGGAGGAGGAGGAGUCCUUGUUCGUGUCCUAG